UGUCGGGACUUCCCCCUAUUAUUCACCUUUUCGCACUCGCUCGUUUUGUUUUGGUACCAGGAAGGCUGAAGGAAAAUUCUUUUCCGUAGAAAUCGAAUUUUCCAUCGUUUGGAAACUAAACUGCAAAGCUGGAACUGGCAAUGUCGCUCAAAUCACAGGACGAUAUCCCGCUGGCGGAUGACGAUUUAGAAGUCAUCAUCAACGAUGACGAAAGCAGCAAGUACAUGUGCAAUGGCCGUUCGCUGGAUUCGAUUGCCAGUUCGUACACGAACGGCAACUCUAGCCCGCAGCAGUUUCUGGAAAACGAAAGCCCCGACGCGGACGAGCAGGAGGAGAAGGCCCGUCUCAUUGCCCAGGUGCUGGAGCUACAGAACACGCUGGACGAUCUUUCACAGCGUGUGGACAGCGUGAAGGAGGAGAAUCUCAAGCUGCGCUCGGAGAACCAGGUUCUCGGACAGUACAUCGAAAAUCUGAUGUCCGCUUCGUCGGUGUUUCAGUCGACCACACCGAACAAUGUGCAGAACAAGAAAAAGUAAGAGCGCUCGCGGGACACUGCAAACAAGUGCUUGUUGUUCUUGCGCGAUAAACGAAUCCACACUCGAAGCCAAAGAUAUUCCACGAGCUGUUGCUAUUGCAGUAGGACAAAGACACACACGAGCGCCGCGCAAUGAGGUGGUCCUUGCCGGGAACCCCCCGAACGUAGGCUAAUGUAAGGAAUUUUGAAUGAACAUUAACGCUUAAAGAAUGCGGAAUCUGUAGGCAGCAUGUCGCGUGAGUUUGAAGAACCAGCGCGGGAUUCGUUUUGCCACACGCCUUUGCUAGAACAAAUCGACCGACGCGAGCCGGGUGUUGCAUUCGACCGUUCGUUAGACUGUUUUCAUAGUUGCCCCUGCUAGGCCGUGCAAGUUUAGUGCUUUACGUUUCUUCAGCUUCUUUGCUACCGUCUCGGCGGUAGAGCAGUGCAUUCCAUUCCGGAGAAUGGGGGUUAACCUAGCUUAAGUAUUUACUAACUCACCCCCUGGUAUUAUCGUCGCUCCCUUUUGCCUCCCCAUGUAUCGUUAAGGAAGUGUAACGUGUAACAAAUUGGAAUACUCUACUAUAUUUAUUUCGUAUUGAAUAAACAGCAAACUCUCACACGCACGCA
Messenger RNA from Anopheles stephensi (Asian malaria mosquito), 1144 nucleotides. RefSeq names its product short coiled-coil protein homolog. The coding region runs from base 141 to 536 and encodes 131 amino acids. The transcript has 2 exons. Lineage: Eukaryota; Metazoa; Arthropoda; Insecta; Diptera; Culicidae. Gene Ontology annotation, cellular component: trans-Golgi network. The record is from RefSeq and is a predicted model, not a curated record.